AUGUUUGCUACAGAAGUCGAAGUUAUAAUAGAAGAUGCAGUCUGUGAACAAAGAUGGGAUUUACCUAAGACGAAAGAGAUGAUUUUCAAGAAUUUAACACCACACACUGCCGAUAUUAAGUUGGUUGAAAAUUGUUAUAUAAAAAUUCUUAUUGAUUGUGCACGUCUUGAAUUUGAAAAACAACUGGUCAAUGUAAUUUGUCAGGAAAACAAGUUUGUGGAAAAGUUCACGCGUGGUGUAGAUCAGAUUUCUACACUUAAUGAUUUAAUUGGUUUAUAUAAGGCUGAUUUUUAUAUGACUCAACUUGAACUAUAUUCGAACUUGAUCGACGAAUAUGAAUUGACUAGUCUUAUGGCAAAUUUGAAGUCUUAUGUAUGGAAAAAAAUUCUGGACAAAUCCGAAGGUGGAAAUUUGGAAUUGAACAUAUUGCACAAUCUUGUGGUUUGUUUCCAAACGAACACAGCAUCGGCAAUACAUGAAAAGUUGGAAGAGUUUAAAAACAAUUGCGCGUCACAAUCGCGUACAGGCGGUUAUUUAAGAAAGCUAAUGGAAAAUAUUCGAAUCGAAAGAAAUUCAAACAUACAACUUGAAAACUUUUUGAGAUCGAUUAGAAUUUUCAAAUCCGAUCUUUUUUUGUUGGAAGAGCAAAUGCGACAAGUUAUUUGUUUCUAUUUAAAACCAGUCGAAAUAGCAGUCAGGAACAUCGGAAACCGAUCUGUAAUUGAAAUUAUUGGUGGCGUAAUUCGCUUGUCACAACAGCUGUCAGCUAUCGAACAAAAGCUAAUGAAUAAUGAGCAUCAACGGCAAAACUCAAUCGGUGAACUUCGCUUUAUCGCAUUGCACAUGGUUGAAAUUGAUUGCGAUUUGGAAAAUUCUCGUUGGCAUGGAUUCAAUAUAUUCAUUAUGACUACCAGUGUCAAUGUUUCGAAGAAAUGUCAAUGGGAUCUGUCCGGUCUAAGUUCUCAGAAACAACUUGAAAAGGCACGAAGCGGUAAUUCAAAUAGCAAAGACGGCGACGAUGGUAUCGAUGGACAUUCAGGCGAAAGUAGCGGAAAUGUAAUGAUCGUAGCUGAUCAAAUGCACAAUGCUGAACAUCUAACAGUGAUUGUGAACGGUGGUGGUGGUCUCAAUGGACAAGACGGUGGUGAUGGUGCUAAUGGCAAGAAUGGUGAAGGAAUUUCUAUGAAUGACCUGAAGAAGAAAUUUCCGAGUCCUGUACAUUUCUGGGGAAGAUGUCAUAACUUAUGGAAAGUAUAUAAUCAAAUUCGUUUAAUGGGACAACCAAUCCCAUCUUGGACGAAAGGUGCGAAUUGUUAUGCUGAAUUGAAAUUAGAAAAUGGCCAAGAAAUCAUUCAUUCUGUAAGUAGAUAUUUAGCUGGAAACUGUUAUUUAUUGUACAAAGGAAGUAAAGGAGAGCCCGGUGGACGUGGUGGGUUGAAUGGAUUGGGUGGAGAGGGCGGAUUUUCAGGUGAAUGUGUGGCAAUAUCGAGACAGAAUAAGCAUUUUCCGGUCAACGUUAAAGUUAUGAAAGGAUCUAAUGGAAAGGAUGGCAAGACCGGACGAACUGGUGAAUAUGGCAAGAAUGGGUGGGAUGUUGGUUAUACAGAUUUUCAGAACUGGUCUUCACCUAUGGAAUUUGGUGUGAACCAAAAUCAACGACUCACUAUGAGCUAUUCCACAGAUAGUUCUGGUCGAGUAUAUUGCGGAUACCGUUACGAUGAACUUGGAUCUUCAAUGUGCUAUGCGACGAUUAACGCAUCAACCCUGGAAUGUCGAAAAUUAACCGAGAGUGAAGAGUUUCGCGAAAAGUCCAAGGACCGACAACGACAACAGCAAGCAGUUGCGACACGAAAAAAUGCUUUGCAGAGAACUGCUAUGGAGAAAACUUAUGGACAAUAUUUUGAACAAAGUGAUCAUCUAAUCAAUGGAAUCUUUCAAACGCAUGCGGAAGCUACUAUGAACUUCCAUCUGAUGCAGCGAAAAGCGAAAGCAGCGUUUGAAGAAGUAGAAAAGCUUAAGGAACGUUCGCGUGAAAAAGUUAGUCGAUAUCAAAUUUAUGAUGCUGAAAAGAAAUCGAAAAAGACAAUAAAGAAAUCUACGACACAAAAUAAUACACCCAGAGAACAGAAAAAGGCGAACAGUCUUUCUAAAAUUGUAAACACUUCAAAUGAAGAUGAUGAUGUCUGGAGUGAAAUGUUCGAAGAAGAAUUCACAGAAGAUGAAUUAGAAACAAUAGCAACAACGUUUCAUACCUAUAGAACCAAUCGAAAAGUUGUGACCCCGAUGAUUCGACGAAUACAUAAAAAAAUUGCACUGGCAAAAUUUCAUAACCUCGUCAGAAAUGAUUAUCUGCUUACAAAUGAAAGCAUUAUUCAUCAUAAUAUCCUUAACACUGGAAAAUAUCUUAAAAUUUGUGAAGAAACGAAUUCUCACCUUCGAUGGAUCCAAGACUUCUUCGACGAAUGCGAUGGAAAUGAAAAAAUUCAAGCUGCUUUUGAUGAUCUUUGCCAUUAUCGAAUAUCAACUGAUGCUUUUAACACGGUAGGGACGAAAUUUGAUACUUUAGCUUCGGUAAAUAUUGGUGAUGUCAGCUUGGGUGAAUUUCUGAAAAAUUUGAAGAUGGAUGACGAAGAAAGGCUUACAGAAGCAGCCAAGAAGUUAUCCGGACUGGAAGCAGGUAAUCCCAGCGAAUGGAACAAACUUUUCACGGUGCUGAAUUUUUUUGCAAUAAACGGUGAAGCGACUCAACAACUGAAAAGGCUUGUUACAAUAUACGAUGUAAAAAAACUUAAAGAUGAUAAUGAUUUACUUAUUUACUUAUUCAAUUUUUUCAAUCAAUUACAUUCCUUACAAAUCGCCAACAAAACAUUGGCGAAGAUAGUCGAACUAUUCAUCUUUGCACAUGGAGAAUCAACAAGUCUGUGUGCUCGAAUUCGAAAAUGCUUGAGAUUACACCAAGAUUUCAUGGAGAAGAAUAAAACAUCAAUGGAAAAAGUUCUUGAAGCAGUUAACUUCCUGUCACAAAGGCCUUUCAAAGCAAGUUGGCGAAAGUCUAAUGAAUAUCCAAACUUUAUCGAGACUGGAAAUCGACAGCGAGAAUUCAAUAUUGAUGAAAAACUUUUGCGGAAACUACACGAUCUCUACGUGUCCAAACAAAAUACCACUCUUGAUUGGCAUCAACAAGUUGACGAUGAAAUCCUACGAAUAUGUUUAGACAAUAUGAAAUCCUGCAAUUCAAACUUUUACCCACCGUUGCUUGAGCUCAUUGCUUGGAAGCAUCAGUUUCAUCUGAAAAUCUAUAGUGAAACUGAUUCCAACCAGUUUGUUUGUAUUCAAGAACAUUUCAAUAUUGGUAAACAGAUCGAACAUCUUCUAUGUCAAGAAGAUCACACGAUCGAAAGUUUAGUAAUUGAUCAAGAGUUUGUCGAACUAGAUGUUGCACGUAAAAGCUUAGUUUUGCAAUUCCAAUAUCAACGACAAGAUCAAGCAUAUUUUCCAUACGAAGAGGAACAUUCGAGUGAUGAUAUUCUAAUUCACGAACUGUGCCAGUUUUUUGGAGAGCAGGAUCGAGAUGAGUUGGAAAAUCAUUUGAAAAAAAUAUCAGCUCAGUGCAUCGGCGAAAAUUCGGUGCUCACAUCUUUACUUUACUGUUUUAUGUGUAAUGGGUGUCAUCUGGAAUCAAGUGAAGUCUUUCUUUUCGUUGAUACUGUAUUGGAAUGUUGGCUAAAUUUUGAUCAAGAUUCCGAGUUAUUUACUUAUCUCGUUCUCUCUUAUAGUCAGUUCCAGUUGAUUGAUCAAUUGAUUUUGAUCAAACUUGAAAAUUUACUUCGAAGAAAGUUACAAAGUAAACCAGCAUUGCAGGAUCUUCUAAAGAUUAUUACGGACAGGUGUGUCAAGAUUCUUCUAGCGAAAAGAUUGGAAGAGUCAGAGCUGCUAAUCGACGAAGAGAGUUUUUCCAAUGUGCUCAACAUGCUACAAUACAUUGGAAAUGAUUUAAGUUUCUUAAAGCAGUUAAGUUUAUCCGAUUGGUCAUCGAUCCUAAAAGAUAGCUAUUGGCAGCAUAUUUUAACCACAAGAGGAUUACAGUUCGACGACACAAAUCUGCAGCAAUGCUCGUUUUACUUGAUAAAACUUGAAAGUUUGUUCAGCACCACACUCGUGAAUAGCCUCGUCGCUAUUCUACAAGAAGCUAAACAUUUUUCCGCAAAAACUCUUUUAACCUUUGUCCAUCGUUUUUAUGCGGAAGAUGUGGAACUGAGCGAGGACAUUAUCACUGAUUUUGGAAUUCUCAAUACGACAUUAUCUGACCUAUACCCAGAAGGUUGUCACCAAUAUAGUGGUAAGGAAUUAUUAACGUUAUGUCAACAAAAUAAAAAUAUUAUCAAGAAAGAUCUCGGUGCUAUUAUGCAUCUGAUGACAAAAUUAGGUCUAUCGGAAUCUAAAGACCGAAACAUUGAAGAUAUUGUAGAGAUGAUGCGAACAUCAUCUCGACAAGAUGACGUCAUUGAGCAUUUAUCAAAAAUCAGAGAUUUAUUGGCAAAGUUAGCAAAUAACGAAAAUCCUGUUUUAAGGGCUGCUGUGGACUACACUAAUAAUUAUCAUCUAUCAAGAGAUGCAAGUGAUUAUCAUCUGACGAAAGUUACAUACGAUACGUGUAGUGAUAAUGAAGACAAUCUGAAACGAAUCGUUCAUGCGAUACGAUCACAAAUUAAAGAUGUAAAGAAGGUUGAAAAUUACGACUUCUAUCUGCUCGAUAUUGUUAAUCGGGCAAUUAUGUUAAAACGUGGAUUCGGUCUUCGAGACACACAAAAAGUGGUAAUAAUGUUAGCAUUAUUGAACGAGAGAAAUCUUUUGGCACAAGUAGCAACUGGUGAAGGAAAAACAUUAAUCAUCACAACUAUAUGUAUAAUAAAAUACUUAUACGGAGAGAAGUUGGAUAUUGUCACUAGUUGUUCUGUAUUAGCAAAACGUGAUGCCGAGUCCGAACCACCGAAAGGCAAUAUCGAUCUGUAUACCUUAUUUGGUGUAAACGUUGGACAUAUUUGUAGCGAGGAUAUUGGUCAACGCACACAAGUCUUUAACAAUUGUGACGUGAUCUAUGGUGACUUGUCAAGUUUUCAACGAGAUUAUUUACUGGAUCGCUUUUAUGGGAAGAAUAUUUUAGGAACACGUGUUUUUAAAAACGUUAUCGUUGAUGAAGUUGAUAGUAUGCUUCUCGACAACGGCAAUAAUAUGCUUUAUCUAUCGCAUGAUAUUCCAAAUAUGGACAAACUGCAAUCGUUGUACAUUUUCCUUUGGCAAAGUGUUAACCGUCCAAUCAAAUCAAUGGAAGACUUGCAAAAUGUUUAUGAUAAUUCAGCGAUCAAAAGAUCAGUUAUUGCAGAUCUUUAUGGGAUGGUAAUGCAUGAUGACGUUAGCGAUGAUGUCUGGAAAGUAUUGAUUGAAUCGAAAACAAUCAGUCAAGAUGGUCGUCUACUCGUCAAUUUAAAAGAUAUCAGUAGAUUUGUUAAACAAUUGGAGUUUCCAAAGCAAAAAACUGAGAACCGACUGAUUUUUCUACUAAAUAAUAUCGUAACACGGAAAAGAAGCAUCAAAAUACCUGAAGAUUUGUAUAAUUUUGUUGAGCGACAUUUGGACAAAUUUAUUGAUAACGCUAAACAUGCACUAUUCAUGAGUGAAGGUGUGGAUUACGUGAUUGAUGUGGAUCGAACAGGUCUCGACCCAGAUCUCAAUCCGAAAAUUAUUAUCAUCGACAAGAAUACUGGUACCGACCAGAGCAGCUCGCAAUGGCAUGAAGCAUUACAUCAAUUUCUCCAGAUAAAACAUGGCUGUAAAUUAGCAUUGAUGAGCUUAAAAGCUGUUUUCAUAUCAAAUGUAUCCUAUUUUUUGAAACUUUAUGGAAAUCUCUAUGGACUUUCCGGUACUCUAGGCUCGAUACAAGAGAAAGAAUUACUCAGUGAACUUUAUAAUGUUGACUUGAUUAAAAUUCCUACUUCAAAGCCGAAAAAUUUCUUCGAAGAACGGCCGAUAAUCUGCCCUUUUAAAGAACAAUGGACAAAUAGUAUUUAUGCUGAAACAAAGAAGAAAAUUCUCAAGCGACGUUCUGUACUAAUCAUUGGCGAAAGUGUGAAAGAUGUUGAAUACAUAACAAAACAUCUAAUAAAAAGUGCAAAUGAAGAUGGAGAAAAUAAUCCGAGCAAUGAACUGUACUACAGUUUACAGAAACCUUAUGUUUAUAAACGAGAACAUGAGGAAUUUCUCUUCGGACAAGGAAACGAGUUCUUAAGUUGCGGAAAAGUAAUUGUGGCAACAAACUUAGCCGGUCGUGGCACUGACAUAAAACUAAAGCAAGGAUUAGUUGAAGCUGGCGGAUUACAUGUGAUCGUAACAUUUUUACCAGACAAUUGUCGUGUGGAAGAACAGGCAUAUGGACGAGCGGCAAGAUGUGGUGAACAGGGUUCGGGACAGCUGAUUAUAAUUGAUAGUGACGAAGAUGGUGGAUCAUACAGUUCAAAGAUUUUCCAGCUAAAAAGUGCGCGAGAUGCCAAUGAACUGCAGCGAUUGAAGACAGUGAAGAAAUUUUAUGACGAAAGAAUCACAAUUGAAGAAGAUUGUUUCAAACAGUUUAAACAACGCUAUGAAGAGCUUCGUAGGCAGUUGGAAACACAUGAUUAUAUGAAAGAAAUCAAAAGGUUUCUGCUGGAUAGUUUUCUGGACAAAUGGGCAUUUUGGCUAGAUCAAAACUCACAACUUAUUGAAAAUCAAGCUACUGAUCGCUCAAAGAAAGAAUUACUUUUUGGUAAAUUAAGGCGUUUUCUUCAACCAAUUUCUCUGAACCUCGAUAGCUGGUUAGACAGUCCUAGUCAGUACUUGAAACUAGGUAAUCAUUAUGCAAAAAAUAAUCAAUAUGCAACUGCCAAAAUAUAUUUUGAUAAAAUUUUCCAAAACCAUUCUUAUUAUUUAGCAGAAGCUCUUUAUUACUCAUCUGCUAUAAAUAUUAAACAAGCACGAUGUGCAUUAUUAGAUAAGAAUGGGUUUCAAUUUCAAAAACUUAAGUUAGAUCUGAUCAAAGCAAGAGAAUUAUUUCAAGAAAGAAUAAAUGAUUGCAUGAACGAUCAAGCUGUUGUUGAAUCAUUCAAGAAGAAGGAAACAAAUAUUUUAAUCCAUAUUGAGGCAUUCAGCGAACAACAAAAGACUGUUUCACAAAUCUAUAAUCUGUUUAUCAACAGUAUCAAUGAUAUUUUGGGGCAUCCCGUCUCGCAUAGUGCACUUGUGACUUUUGAACUCCAUGAAAUUCUUGCUUACGAUGCAUUGAUUGAGCUGCAAAAACAAGGUAUUAUAACACAACAGCAAACUGCUGACACAUAUUCGAAUGAUACUUUAAAAGAUAUAGCAGUGGAGUAUCGUAUUCUGCCGAUCGAGCUAGAAAAACUGAAAAAUUUACUACGUAUAUAUCCUACCGUCACUAGUCAAUCGGUAGCUGAAGUCGUUAAUUUACCCAGCCUAGAAGAAUUCUGGUCAAUGCUGAAAGAACGCGAUAUUCUUAUCAAUGAGAUAGAGUUUACUAUGAUAAACAAACAAAAGUUGUCACAGAUUCAGCCCAAGGCAAUUGAAACUUUCAUUCGUAAUAAUGAACUAGACAUAGGACUCACUAAACUAAAGGCUGGCGAACUCCUUCAAUAUCCAACGGGUAUAAAAGAAGAUACUAUCAUUUGUUCAACAAGGUUCUAUCAAGAAUUGCAUAUCUCAACAAAAAACUACUUGGAAAAUCGAGGAAUUUGUUCCAUAAAUAGAAAAGCAAAUAUUGACUCAAACGAAAUCCAAAACGAACAUCUAUUUUCAAAAUUUGAUUCGAUUGCAUUAUCAGAUUUAGUGAAUGAAAAUAUUUCGAGUGAUGAUGGAAUUAUGAUUUUGGAAAUACUUAGUCAAGAGAAUGUAGGCGUUUUAGAAGAAAGGUCAAAUGGAAAUUAUAAAUUAAAAAGUCAUAUCGAUUGUUCUUCUCUGCCAUCGUGCUAUCAAGAUGUUGUUGCAGCUAUUCUCAAUUCCACAUUUGCCUAUCGGUUAGCAUACAUGCAUUUACAAGAAUAUUUUAAAGAAAUUAAAUCGACAUCGAAGUCUGAAUCACCUUUAACAUUUCACUUUCGAUUAACCUCAAAUCCGUAUCAACAACUCAUUUUCGAUUUAAUCGAUAAAUCUGUAAUUGAAGACACUCAGGUUCAAUAUGGAAAAUUGAAAUUUGCAAACUUCAAAGAAAUUUUUAAGAAUAUGGAAGCCACCUAUGCGCAGCAUUUUGAACAUCUCAAUAAGGAAGAAAAUUAUGAAUACAUUAACAAAACUCUCAAUCAACUCUGCUGCGGAAUUGAAAAACUUGAAACGCCAGACUGUUUCUACUCGCCUCUGGAAGAUGCAUUAAAAAUGCAGCAGAACUCAUCAAUUGUUGAAGCUUCUUGGUUCUCACUCAAUGGAAUGGAGCAUUUAAUUACCCUACAGGAACAGAAAUAUUCCUGGAAAUUUUGGAGGAAUGUUCUCAUCAUUACGGGAUUUGCGUUGGCACAAAUUGUUGCUGGUGCAGUAAUCGAAAUCUAUACUGUUGGAAUCGGCACGUAUGCAGCAUCUUUCUUGAUCAAUGAAGGGAUCAGCGAUCUAUUUUUUGUGAUGGGAUCUUUAUCCACUGGUCAUAUGUCUAGUUAUUGGGAACACAAAAAAUGGAGUAUGGCUAUGACAGCAGUAACCUGUGGUGUCGGUGCUUAUCUGUCUCGUGGUACAAAAGUAUCACGCAUUGGAUAUAAAGUUGCGGGUCCAGUUCGCACAGAAGGUGGCAAAAAGAUCGCUGAGAUGACCGGCAAAAAACUUGCUGAACAUAUUGGCACAGGAACGAUUGCUAAGGAAACAUUGAAGCGCGUUGGUUGCAAACUGGUUGAAGGAGUAGCUUAUGGUUUCGCUCAGAGCGGUGUUGAUCAUCUCGUUAUUAACCAUUUACAUGGAAUGUGCACUGCGAUUCAGAAAACAGUGGUUGCAGAUCUUGAAGAACUCUUCCAGAACCAUAAACUUAACGAAACUGUACUACAAGCUUUCAACACAAUGGGUGAAACUCAGGCUCGCUUACUCAUAAAUCAAGUGACGAUAGAAUGCUUUGAAAAGACGUCAAUGUUUGCAACGCUUUGUGCGCAUUUUUCACAUCUGUCUAACUCGAUUUCACGUGGUUUUGCUGAAUGUACCCGAAAGAUAUCGAAAACAGGUGGUAAAACGCCGGGGUCACAAGUGUUAUCAGUCUUGGCACAAAUACAAAAGAUAUUAAAAUAUAAUAAUAUUCUUCAGGAGUUAUGUGAAAUUAAAAAAGCAGCUGAAACUUUUCUCGAAAAUGCCAAUAAACUCAUUCUAGAUGCACGCGUCGAGCAGCAACCAACGUUGGUGAAAGAUACAUCAGUGAAUUCACAGCAAAGGAUCAAAGUUUUCCGCGACCAGACAAUGGAACACUGGAAACAAACAGUAAUCGAGAAGUCUAAUCAAGGGAUUGCUAAUCAAUUAAUUGCACCAAUGUUAUCUCAAGGUGCCAAUCAAUUAAUUGGCUUUCUUGGUAACUCAAUCAAGAAAACCUAUCGCUCGUACAAAGAAGAUCAGUAUCAACAAGAAUUCGAAUCAGCGAAAAAACAGUUCGAUGAAAGGGUAAAAGAUGACAAACUCGAUGCUGAGAAACGUCAGGAAGAACUCAAAACUUAUCAUAAAGCAAUAGUUAAAUUGCUAUCCAAGACAAGAGAUGCGAAAUUAUUUGCAUCUAUUCUACGUGAAAAUGUGCCCAUGGAUAUGACGUGUGUUCAGGCGUGUAGUCACGUUGUCCAUCAAUGCAUGUCUCAAAUAAAAACUAUUGAUGGUGAGAAACAGUUUACUGGUAUUCGCAUCAUUGUCGAAAACACCGAUGGUUCGUCACAUGAAUAUUCCAGUUCAGAAAAUCCUUCACAUACAAUAACUCUGGCACUUGACAAUAAUCAUUUCAAUAUAACGGCAACGAAAAAUGUUGAGUCAUCGAAAAAUAAUUGUCUUUAUGAAUCAUUUAUCGAGCAAAUUCCAGCAUUACAAACAGUUUUCUCGAAUGGCACGGCUUUUCGAGAACAUUUGUCAGAUUACAUUGAACACAAUGAAGAACUCCGAUAUACUAUUUCUCAAGGAUGGCAUAAAUUCGCAAUAGAAAAGGGAAGUUAUGGUGGUGCAAUCAAAGAAGACAACUACAAACAAGAUGUUUUGUAUGCUCGGCAGGUAGUAGACGUCGGAAAUGCGUUAGAAACAAUUUACAAAAACAACGAGCAUUUAUCAGAAGAGGUUCGCGAAGUAGUCAAAAAAUGUUUAGAUAAGAUUGAUAAUCUUGCUACGUUCGGUGUGGCAAGUGGUGAUGUAGCCGAAGAAAUCAAUAAAGUAGUAAACGAAUUCAACAUAUGGUUGAAUGGUCAACAACUGAACCAAAAUGAACAACAGUUGAAAACAGAAUUGAAAAGGACGAUUUCCUUAUUUGGUGAACGCGUUGUGCAGACAGUGCAUACUAAUUACAGAACAACCUUGGAGGAUUUUCUUUCAAAGGCCCGGCAAGCAGACAGUUCACCAAAAGAUCCUGUUGCGGUACAUGUGGCUGAUCGAGUGAAAUUUGCACGGGAUGAUAUUCAGUUGGAACUUUUAGUUACGGAAGGUACAAAAUUACGCAAUGAUCCAGAUAUUAUCGCAAGUGCUAUUCACGCGCAAGUCAAUCAGAAUUUACCGGAAAAUGAUCGACGAUUCAAUACUGUAGCUGUCGGCUUUCACAAAGAAACAAUAUAUGUGGCAUUUAACCAAUUGGGUGUCACGAAAGAUGGGAAGAAAACUUAUGUUGUAGACACAGAGGAAUGCAAAAAAAUAUGCAAAAUGCUUGCGGACAAGAAGUUCCUCACGGGACGUUACAAAGUUAUUUUUUUAGAAGGAAAAUCAAAACCAACAACUCAAGAACAAUGUCGAGCGCCACACGCAGAAAUGCAAAUUAUGAAUUACUGGAAAAAAGUUGGAAUAUUGCAAGAAGAUAAUCCCAUGACGAGAAAUCGUAAACCAAGGAAAAUAGGUGCGUCAAAACCACCGUGUCUGUGUUGCAGUGUUGCAAUGAAGACUCGUAAUGUGGAUCAUAAGAUUUAUGGAAAAGCGUGUACGUCGCCGAAAAAUUGGACUCCUUCCUCAGCCAUUGUUGUGGAUGUCACAAUAAAAUUCAAAGUUCAAAGUGAUCUUCAUCAAUAG
Didymodactylos carnosus is the source of this 11250-nucleotide messenger RNA. The record is from the annotation of a GenBank genome assembly. Lineage: Eukaryota; Metazoa; Rotifera; Eurotatoria; Philodinida; Philodinidae.